Messenger RNA from Cheilinus undulatus (humphead wrasse), 3153 nucleotides. Its product is annotated as tyrosine-protein kinase receptor UFO-like. Lineage: Eukaryota; Metazoa; Chordata; Actinopteri; Labriformes; Labridae. The transcript has 15 exons. Gene Ontology annotation, cellular component: signaling receptor complex; plasma membrane. Gene Ontology annotation, molecular function: ephrin receptor activity; ATP binding; protein binding. Gene Ontology annotation, biological process: multicellular organism development; protein phosphorylation; phagocytosis. The record is from RefSeq and is a predicted model, not a curated record. The coding region runs from base 332 to 2998 and encodes 888 amino acids.
CAUUUAAAUAGGAGCAGAUAGCAGAUCUGGACGUAAGAACAUUACAAAUGGACUAAAAGUAGAAGAUUACUGGACGUUAGAACCAGAGAAGUGGACUAAAAGUAGAAGAUCUGGACACUAGAAGUGGACCAAAACUAGAAGAUUUCUGGACUUCAGGACCUUACAAGUGGACUAAAAGUAGAAGAUCUGGACUGUAGAACCUCAGAAGUGGACUAAAAGUAGAAGAUCUGGACUGUAGAACCUCAGAAGUGGACUAAAAGUAGAAGAUCUGGACUGUAGAACCUCAGAAGUGGACUAAAAGUAGAUUUUCUAGUUUUAAACCAUCUGAGAGAUGAUGAGAUCUUUCAUUGAUGGUGUCGGUUCCUGGGUGACCCUCCUCUGGGUCCUGGCUUGUGGAGUCAGCAGUGAUGUUCCAUCUCCAGCAGAGGAGGAGAUUUUUAGUUCUGACAAGCAGACGAACCUGGGCUGGACGUCUCAGCCAAUCAGAGAGUGGACUGAGGUCCUCCUCAGAGUUCAGUCUGGCUCUCGGGUCCCGGUUCUUCAGGCGUGUGGACGGCGGGUGUCCAGGUCGGUGUUGAGUGGUUGGAUGGAGCGUAAAGACGCUCACUUCCUGUUGAUGGAUCUUUCUUUUACACAAGAAGAAGAAGUAGAAGGCGAGCUGGGUCCGCUCCAAGUCCACCUGUUUGACUCAGACACGCCCAUCUCCACCUUGAAACCUGGAGGGAUGGUGCUUAACCUAAAGACCACGAGGCCAUUCUCAGCCAGCGUCCCCCAUCAGCAAAUCCAGACCCACCUGAACCUGAGCCGGGCCCUGAAUCUGGGACGAGUCAGACGCCGAGGCUUCCAGCUGGCCUUUUCGUACUCAGGGACCUGUGCACUAGUUACCUCCAUCAGGAUCUACUACAGGAAGUGCUCUGACAUCACAGAUCAGCUGGUCACCUUUAGAGGGACGAGCUCUGGAUCUGGACCAGUAACGGGCACCUGUGUGGAAGGGGCUGAGUCUGUUUCCCAUCCUCACAGAGAGUGCAUGGAGAACGGAGACUGGGGAACUAUUCAGGGGGAGUGCACCUGUCGGACUGGACACCAGGUCAUCAAUAACACCUGUACAGCAUGUGGGCGGGGCUUUUACAAACCAGCCAAUGACAGCGGAGGAUGUCGACUGUGUCCUCCAAACAGCUGGACAGUCAAAGAAGGAUCUGAGACGUGUGAGUGCGUUCAGGGUUACAGACGGCUGAUGACGGAUGCCGUUGACCUCGGCUGCACCAAGCCUCCGUCACCUCCUCUGAAUCUGUCCAUCGUUCAUCUCAAUGACUCCGAGCUGCUGCUCACCUGGGACACACCUCAUGACCUGGGGGGCAGACAGGAAGUGAUGUAUGACAUCACUUGUGAACAGGAAGUAAAGAGCAGAGGUCAGCGGCAGUCAUGUGGACAGGAAGUAGUUUUCCUGCCGUCCUCAGUCGCUCUAAACAACACAUGGGUCAGAAUCUUCAGACUGGAUCCAAACGGGGACUACAGGCUGUCAGUAAGGGCCUGGAACCAUGUUUCUGACCAGCAGGGGGCACUAUUAUCAUCCAGCACACUCACCUUACAUAGAUGGAAAGGUCCCAAAGUGUCAGUGACAGCGACCUCCAACACAUCGGACAUUGGUUCUCCUCCUCAGCUGAUCAGUCAGUCCUCUUCAAAGAUGAUUUUUGGAGUUUUGGUCCUCAGUCUGCUGAUUGUCAUCUUCACCACCUUUGCCAUCCUUACCAUCCGUCUGCUCCGCCGCAAAAUCAACAGAAUCCGGUCUGAACGGGAAGUUGAUCUUCUGCCAAUGAAUGCAGAGUUUUCAUUCCGGCGUCUGCAAGAAUUGGAUGCUGCUCCCCCGCAGAACCAUGUUGAUGAGGGGAUGGACAUGCUGGAUGGCUUUACCCAGGGACUGAAGGAGAUCCUGGUGGACCGAAACAAAAUCACUCUGGGCAAGGAACUGGGCAGAGGAGAGUUUGGAUCAGUCUAUGAAGGAGUUUUUUCCCCAUCUGAAGACAUGAACAUGAAGGUGGCUGUAAAAACUAUGAGAGUUGGAAUCCACAGUUCAGCAGAGCUACACGAGUUUCUGAAAGAGGCCGAGAUCAUGAAGAACUUUGAUCAUGAGAAUGUGCUUCAGUUACUCGGGGUCGCUGUGCAGAGGGAGCAAGACUCUCCACUUCCUGUUCCUCUUGUUAUCCUUCCGUACAUGAAACAUGGAGAUUUACGGCGUUUUCUCAUCGCCACACGUUACGGAGACCUUCCCAUGGCUGUUCCUCUCAGGACUCUGGUUGGCUUCAUGGUGGACAUCUCUGCCGGGAUGGUCUAUUUGAGUUCUAAAGGAUUCCUGCAUCGAGAUCUUGCCGCACGCAACUGCAUGCUGGGUGAUGACCUUCGUGUUUGCGUUGCUGACUUUGGUUUGUCUAAAAAGAUCUACAGCAGUAACUACUACCGUCAGAGGGUGGCGAUCAGAGUGCCCAUUAAAUGGAUGUCCCUGGAGAGUUUGUCUGAUUCCGUCUACAGCACCAAGAGUGACGUGUGGUCGUUUGGAGUGACCAUGUGGGAAAUUCUGUCCCGGGGAAAAACUCCAUAUCCUGGCAUCCAUAACCAUGAGCUACUGGAGCUUCUGCGAACCGGAUUCAGGCUGAAACCACCAGAGGAGUGUGACCCCCAACUGUACCAGGUGAUGAGGAGCUGCUGGGAGGAGACCCCGAGCGUCCGUCCAGACUUCAGCGAGCUGUUUGAGACUCUGAGCUGUUUCCUGUCUGACCUGCCUGAGGGGGAGGAGGUCAAGGUGACAGGAGAGUUGGCACUCUACAUGAACCAGGCCCUGACCCAGGACCUGAACCAGGACCUGAACCAGGACCUGCAGGCCGCCGCUGCUCCUCAGACACACCAGAGGGCAGAGAACAUCUACCUGCCCUCACCUGGAGGAGCUGCAGUCAGAGACGAGGAGGUGGAGGAUGGAUAUCUGAAGUACAACCCAGACCAGUGAGAAACAUCUGUUUAGAAUCAUUAACCUUAUUAUUCCUGUUUUUAUGUUAUUUACUGUAAAAUAGAGUUAAAUAUACACUCAGAGGAAUAUCUGCAGUAGAGUCAACCAGUGAGAGUUGUUCAUGUUUCUAUGUUCUGUUAAUUAAAGGAUUUAUA